UUCUUAAACUGUGCUGUACUCCUCUUUAGAGAGCUUCCAUCAGGCUUCAAACGUACCUUGUAGAUGAUUCAAGAUUCAAGAGUUUAUUGUCAUGUGUCCCUGAUAGGACAAUGAAAUUCUUGCUUUGCUUCAGCGCAACAGAACAUCAUAGGCAUGACUACAGAACGGAUCAGUGUGUCCAUAAACCAUUAUAUAAAUAUAUACACACAUGAAUAAAUAAACUGAUAAAGUGCAAAUAAGUGCAAAUGGGCUAUUAAUGUUCAGAGCUUUGUCUGAGCCGAGUUUAAUAGCCUGAUGGCUGUGGGGAAGUAGCUAUCCCUGAACCUGGUCGUUGCAGUCUUCAGGCUCCUGUACCUUCUACCUGAAGGUAGCGGGGAGAUGAUGUGUGGCCAGGAUGGUGUGGGUCCUUGAUGAUGCUGCCAGCUUUUUUGAGCCAGCGACUGCGAUAGACCCCCUCGAUGGAAGGGAGAUCAGAGCCGAUGAUGGACUGGGCAGUGUUUACUCCUUUUUGUAGUCUUUUCCGCUCCAGGGCGCUCAAGUUGCCAGACCAAGCCACGAUGCAACCGGUCAGCAUGCUCUCUACUGUGCACCUGUAGAAGUUAGAGAAAGUCCUCCUUGACAUACCGACUCUCCGUAAUCUUCUCAGGAAGUAGAGGCGCUGAUGUGCUUUCUUAAUAAUUGCAGCAGAUCAGGUGAGCCACUCACCGCUGAAUACCUGCGCUUGUAGCCACGUUUCUUAUGUGACUGAUUCAGUCGGAUUUCUGGUCAAUUGUGACCCUUAGGACAUUUAAAUUGGAGGACUUGGAAAUAGCAUUGUCAUGGGUGGGUUGUUAUACACCCUCUUCUUAGAGAUGAUCAUUGCAGUACUGUUAGAUGUUCUCCCUCCACAUCCACCCUGUCAAUCCCCCUUUGGACCUCACACUGUUGAAUAAGGAAUAGGACUGAGAUGAAGAAAAACGUUUUCACCUAAAGAGUUGUGAAUCUGUGGAAUUCUCUGCCACAGAACUAAGUGGAGGUCAAUUCACUGGAUGUUUUCAAGAGUGAAUUAGAUUUAGCUCUAAGGGCUAACGGAAUCAAGGGAUAUGGUGAAAAAGCAGGAACGGGGUACUGAUUUUGGAUGAUCAGCGAUGAUAAUAUUGAAUGGCGGUGCCGGCUCGAAGAGCCGAAUGGACUACUCCUGCACCUAUUUUUCUAUGUUGUUAAUGUUCCAGAUGAGUUACCUGACUGCAUUUGAGUUCCAGAGAGGGUCCUGGCCGCUGGUUACAACCAGUCACCCUCCCGGGCUGUGAUAGUGGGAUCUUGCCAUGCCGGGGCACGAGCGGGCACAGGGCGCGGAAACAACAGGUGGCGGCCGGCGGGCGCGCGCGCGCGUGACAACGACUGGGCGGACGAAGAGCGCAGGCGCGGGCGAGGGGGCAAGCUCGCGCGGCCCCGCUUGCGCGCGCGCCCCCGGUCUCCCAGCGCUGGCGGCGGCGCGCACGCAGCCGCUGCGGUUGCCGCCGAGUGAAUGGCCGCCGUCCGCUAGUGAGACGCUACCGGGCACGAGCGGCUGAGACGCGGAUCGGUGUCGCCUCUUCCCCCCCACCACCACCAUCACCACCACGCACACACAAUGGAGGGAGUAAACUGAGGGCGGGGUCGUCGAGCGAGUCCGCCGUGCUCGCUGUGAGCUGAGGGGCCGAGCCCGGGGGCCAGCUGAGGCGAUGCUCCGCGGCACGGGCCGGGCGCUCGCCAGCCGCCGCCGUCUGGCUGCCGAGUGAAGGCGGCCGCGCUCCCGCCAUGGACAAACUCACCAUCAUCUCAGGCUGCCUCUUCCUGGCGGCAGACAUCUUCGCCAUAGCCAGCCUGGCCAACCCAGACUGGAUCAACACCGGGGAGUCCGCAGGUGCUCUGACGGUUGGCCUCGUUCGCCAGUGUCAAACAAUCCACGGGCGUGAACGAACAUGUGUCCCUCCUCGUCUUCCACCUGAAUGGGUCACCACACUCUUUUUCAUUAUCAUGGGCAUUAUUUCAUUGACGGUAACGUGCGGCUUGCUGGUGGCCUCUCACUGGCGAAGAGAAACCACCAAAUACGCCCGCUGGAUAGCCUUCGCUGGAAUGAUCCUGUUUUGCAUGGCGGCCCUCAUCUUUCCGAUUGGAUUCUACAUCAAUGAGGUUGGUGGCCAGCCUUACAAGUUGCCCAACAACACCCAGGUUGGGUCCUCGUACGUGCUGUUUGUGCUGUCCAUCUUCUUCACCAUUGUGGGACUCCUGUUCGCAGGGAAGGUCUGUCUCCCCGGGUGAGGGCCUGGCAACAUCCGCCUGGUUUUUCAUCCUUUGGGAAGACCUGGUUACCGCUUCCCGAGUUGCGUCUCUGCAGCCGGAGAACCGUUGGAGCGACCUCUGCCAUCGAGGAUGGAUUAGUUCUUGUCACUACGCACUUUGGAGACGGAGAAGACGAGUUUCCUUCACCCCGUGAGACUCCAGAACCGAUGAGCAAACUGCUUUGUCGAUCAGGGCGGGGCUCUGAGGGGAAGGCGGCCGAAGAGUUACCAAGACCCAGCCUCCUUUCCCACCGUUAACACUAAACCUAUCACUGUUUCAUCUUAACUGCGGACGUUGGAAUCCACUCUUGCUCUUUACAAAGAGCCUGGGUUUGCGCUGGUAAAGAGGAGGCAAAUCUUGUGGGGCAGGCCUCACUGGAAGGACUUGGCAUGCUGCAGCAUCUCAAAGAUGAGAAACCAUUCAAAGACCGAGGGAGGGGAGGGGAGGGGGACACUCACACUACUUAAACUAAAGUGAUACCAAAAUGGAUUUGACCCAGGGUUUGAGUCUCUGUAGUGGCCGUCUGACCAGGGCAAGGCGGGUGAAGCGUACAGAUCAAAAGUUGCAUUCUAGUCUGUAUAAAGCAAUUACAGAAAAUUAUUCCUGCUGGAUAUUAAAGCCAAAUAUAUCAUUAUUUUUUAAAUAAUAUCUAAGAGACGCUCCCUUUUCCCGUUUUCUGUUGGCCGAUGCAGUCCAAUACGGAUGCAGCUUGGGAAAGUUGGUCACAAUACUGGAAGACACUACUAUGCGAACGUAGAAACGAUUCGAGUCGCUGUUACCUUGAGGUUGGAAGCCCUCAGUUACCUCAUUCUUUGUGCUUUGUCUCGUUUUUAUUUUGUAGCAUCUGACCCUGACUCCGGUCCCCUGCUUUCACACAAAUACCACCACAGGUCAAAACUUCGCUGGGUGCAAUUGUCUUUAAAAGUUGACUAAGCUGAACUAAUAGAAAAGAAAGUUAUCUUUAUUAAAUUAUUUCUAUAUGAGGAGAAAAUAAGAUUGUGACGUCCUUUUCAACACUCCACCGCUUGAUUUUUAUUUUAUUUUUUUUGCAAUAUCGUAGCUUAUGUACUGGCUGUGAUUGUCUAAAGUUGCUCAGUCAUUCUGAUGUAGCUUUACCUCCUCUGUGUGCGUGUGUGUGUGUGUGUGUGUGUGUGUGUGAGAGAAAAAGAGAAAGAGAGAGAGAGAGAGAGAGGGAGAAACCCUUGAUCUAUCCCAGUUUCUCUGGGAUGUCCAUUGCUUAACAUUACAAGAUGGCACCAUGUCUAAUGGAACUGGUGGUCUGCUUCCACAGGUCAGGGUAGGGGCAGCAAUGAGAACUUUGCUUUUAACUCCCGGCACCACUGUGGAGCUUACUGCGACAUUGGGAGCGCUGUGGGGGUGAGCUGCCUGAUAUAGACAGGCAGAGGGAUGCAGCAGAUGUGGAGUUGAACUUGUUAACCAUAGUGUUACUGCGCAUCGCUCAUCGGACCCCGGCCUUUACACCUGAACAAUGUGCUGGGGAUACGAAUUGCUCUGCAGGUGCUUCCAGGGUGCUUCUCUCUCCUCUCAAAGUGUCCUGCCUGUCUUGGCCAUGGUAGACGGGUGCUCCCAGGCACCUCUGUUCCAGCUCUCCCCACUGACAGGGCACAAAGUUUGGGGGGGGGGGGUGGUGAGCAACCCACUGCCUGUGGUGUGUGUUCACACCGACAGAAGGAGAGAGGGAAUGGGGCAGGAUGUAAGAAUCAUGGCUACAAGGAGUUACAUCGGCAGCAGCUUCAGUCAUCUGCAUGGGAACGGGAUGUAGGAUGUAGGAAAAACUUGUGCAUUAAGAAACGAUUGUGUUCCAAAGCAAUCUUAUACCUCAGCUAUUUCCUUGCAAGUUCUUUGGGCAGCACGCUGGACGCUGGGCCCUCUGAACCAAGCAGCAGGAAGCAGGUGGCUGGGAAUAUGAACAGAGAGAACACUAGGCGAUUGGAAUUACAGCUGGACUUUAGAUUGAUUCCAUCCAUAUCAUGUACCCCAUUGUUCUAAACCAAAAGCUAGAGAUUCCUGUAAAAAAAUGUAGGGAGGUAGUUCAUUGAGUUGUAACAAAAGUUUGUUUGGUUGAGUUUGUGAUGUCAUCAACUUGAUGUAGAACUUCAGGUUUCCAUGAAUACACCACACUAUUAUUUUAGUGCGCAUGGUUUCCACCACAUGGGCUCUCCAAGCCCACUGAACGCUGCAUCGUUCCUCAUGCUCAAAUACAUUCAAUCUGUCCAACCCUCCAUCCAUCCAUCUCUCCCUCCCCCUGUCCCUCACUCUGUCCUCCAUAUCUCCCUUCUCUUCCCUAUCUCCCCCCCCCCCCCUAUUACUCUCUCGCUUUGCACGUUCUUUAGCAUUUCCCUUCACUUGCCCUCUAUCUUUCCUGAGCAAAACAACGUGCUGGAGAAUUGUGAGGGAAUGGCCAGGGGAUGUUUCAGGUCGGGGCCCUUGGUCAGACUGAUAGUACAGGGGAGGGGUGGGGGUGGGAGCCGGCAAGUGAUAGGUGGAGGAGGUUGGGAGCUGUUGGCCAGCAGAUUCCAAGUCCAACCAUUGGUGCUGGCUCUUGCCCCACCCCUCUCCCCACCUCUCUGACAGCUCUCUCCCCUCUCCCCGUAAGGCUGAAGAAGGGGCUUGACCUGAAAUGCUGUUUGUUAAUUUCCUUGGCAGAUAGCUUAGUUUAGAGACACAGCAUAGAAAUAGGCCAUUCGGACCACCGAGUCCACGCCGACCAUCAAUCACCCAUUCACACUCGUUCUCUGUUACCCCACUUUCACAUCCACUCCCCACUCACAGAGGCAAAUCAGAGGAUGUGGGAGGAAACUGGAGCACUCGGAGAAAACCCAUGCGGUCACAGAGAGAACGUGCAAACUCCACACAGACAGACAGCAUCUGAGGUUACGAUCAAACCCAGGUCUCUGGCACUGCGAGGCUGCAGCUCUACCCGCUGUGCUGCCCGUUUCUGACCCGCUAAGUUCCUCCAGCGGUUGGAGUCUUGUUCAAGAUUCCAGCUUCUGCAGUUCCUUGUCUCUCUUCCCUCCCCGCUGGUGUUCAUGUUGUACCUUUUCAACCGGAUUCCACAGGUGAAUGCUGUGUGCCUGGCCAGGUGGAAGAUCAUAGCAUAGCUUGGCAUUGUUCCUUCUCACACCUUGCUCUCCAAUCCAGGUUGCACACUUAACAUAACACAAGUACAUGAAAUAACACACAAGGAACAGUUCAGAAUAAAAGUAUUUAUGGUCGACACCACAUAUGUGAUUGACCAGUGAUUUUUAAGUGACAAAUCUGUACAUAAAAGGUUAUAUCAAGGUAAUGCAAGCAAUCCUUAGGAUAAAUUAUCAUAAAAUGUCUUACGGUCUGGUUACUGAUUCAUAGAGCAACAAUUUUUAUAUAACUUAUUAUCUGUCAUAUAUUUUAUGGCAAACCCAUAACGCAGUCCUUCAGUAAUACAAUAUCGUAGGAAGGCUAUAAAUCCUGUUACAUGCCUUUGGAGUGUGUGUUUACGGAGUCACAAGUCUCGUUUAUGUUACAGAAAUUUCUACAAUAACACUGUGCUUUGAGAGGCAGUACAAGACUGUCUGUUUCCCACAACCGAGUGAUCUUUAAAAUGGCCAUCAACGAGAAUGCCAAAUGACUGAUAUUCUGGAUGACAGUGAGCGCAAGGUGGCUUCUGAGGCGACCCCUCAGUCCUGUAGUAUUAUGUAUCCUGAAACCCACUACACUGGAGCAGAAUCAAUGCACCACCUCCUCUUUCCCGUGCCCCAUCUGGGCUCAUACCCACAUCUCCCCUUCCACUUGCAUUGUCCUCCAGCUACACAAUCUUCAACUCUUCAAUCCUUUUGUCUCACACCUUCUGACCUCUUACCACUGACCUUUGUCCAACCAUCUGCCUAUCAACUCCUCAACCUACAACCCCCCCCCCCCCUCACCUGUAUCAACCUAUUAUCGGCUAAUCUCUGUCCUGCCCCUCCUCUCUUCCAGUUCACUCCCCCAGUCCGAAGAAGAGUCCCGACCCAAAACAUCAUCUAUCCAUGUUCUCCAGAAAUGCUGCCUGACCCGCUUUUAUCUUUUCUUGUAAACCAUACCUACAGAUCCUUGUGUCCACAUUUUCAGACUGUUACACUCACUGACGGCUACGCAAAGGAAGUAAGUCAUUGGAUGCAACAUGAUCCAAUGAAGGUCCUUGUUAUGGUCAGCACAGAAAUGAAAAAGUACCUAUUCUUUGGACUGAAUUUUGUUUUAUAAAAUUCAUUGAGAUCAGGCUGUGGUGCAGUUAUCCGUUUUAACGGUGCUGGAUAAAGCAAGGGGGAGAAACCCUGAUUAUAAUAACUUUUGUAAAGUGAAUGUGAUGGGAGACAGUUUCAGGCUGACAAGGAAACACUGAAAUCAUGGCAUUCUGUUCUCUGAUGUCUCAAUUGAUGAUUGAGUUGUAUUAUUUCUUGAUUUGUGUACAGUUGUUUACAUGCAUUUCGUCCCUGGCUUCCGGCUCACAUCAAACCCUGUCUGAAGGACGUGACCUUGAAGAAUGACACAAAGAUCUCUGUGCUUGCAACUAGUCUGAUGGUUAGUCCAAGAAUUCCCAGUAGUUUCUUACUAUAUAGAGUCACAAGGGAUUUGGGGGGUUUGUGCAAGGCCUGCACAGUAUCCUGUAAUAAUGUCAAUGUUUUAUAAUUGGUUUUGGCAGUUUUUAAAUCCAAUAAUUUCAGAGGAAGCAUUGUUAAUAUGUCUGUAUAAAGAGAACAUAAUUUUCCUUCACUUGUAUUUUUGUUAUUGAGCAAGUUUAUCAAAAUAAAAUGAUUGCCUACUAAA
Molecule: messenger RNA, 7107 nt
Organism: Leucoraja erinaceus (little skate)
Lineage: Eukaryota; Metazoa; Chordata; Chondrichthyes; Rajiformes; Rajidae
Exons: 3
Coding region: 1780-2283 (167 amino acids)
Biological process (GO): negative regulation of smoothened signaling pathway
Cellular component (GO): ciliary membrane; Golgi apparatus
Source: RefSeq, a predicted model, not a curated record